Messenger RNA from Oncorhynchus keta (chum salmon), 737 nucleotides. Its product is annotated as allograft inflammatory factor 1-like. Gene Ontology annotation, molecular function: actin filament binding; calcium ion binding. The transcript has 6 exons. NCBI's taxonomy places the organism in Eukaryota, Metazoa, Chordata, Actinopteri, Salmoniformes, Salmonidae. The record is from RefSeq and is a predicted model, not a curated record. The coding region runs from base 163 to 609 and encodes 148 amino acids. Gene Ontology annotation, cellular component: actin filament; ruffle membrane. Gene Ontology annotation, biological process: ruffle assembly; actin filament bundle assembly.
GUGCAUCGCUUGCUGUGAAUUGACCAAUAGCUGUAUGGAAUUGACAGACCCACUGUGCUGGCAGCGUGCGUGCGACUGCCCGCGAAGGGAAGAAGACGAGCGAGGUGCUGUGUGCUGAUUUCUCCUUCUCUAUCUAGCUCACCAUAUCAAAGUCAUCUCACAAUGCCUGUAAAUCAUACAUUUCAAGGAGGGAAAGCCUUUGGAUUAUUAAAAGCUCAACAAAGGGAGAGAUGCGAGGAAAUAAACAAGGAAUACAUGGAAGACCAGAAAUACCGGGAUGAGGAGGACCUCCUGGAAAAACUGGAUUCUUUUAAAAACAAAUAUGCAGAGUUUGACCUGAACGACCAGGGAGAGAUUGAUAUGAUGGGUCUGAAGAGGAUGAUGGAGAAGCUGGGUGUUCCUAAGACCCACCUGGAGAUGAAGAAGAUGAUCUCUGAGGUGACCGAAGGCGUCAGCGACAGCAUCAACUACAGAGACUUUGUCAAGAUGAUGCUGGGAAAGCGCUCGGCCGUUCUCAAACUGGUGAUGAUUUUCGAGGACAAGGCUAACGGGGCCAUCUGUAAGCCUGAUGGUCCUCCACCCAAACGGGACAUAGCCAGCCUGCCAUAGACCCAGGACAUCCUGAGCCUCUAGACUAUAUCACCAUUCUAGGACCCUACCAAGGCUCCUGCCCUCAGCCAAGAACGUGUACAUAGCCUUAUCAACUCCCCACCUCAGGAUGUGCACAUGUCCCAGAA